Echinostoma caproni is the source of this 417-nucleotide messenger RNA. The record is from the annotation of a GenBank genome assembly. NCBI's taxonomy places the organism in Eukaryota, Metazoa, Platyhelminthes, Trematoda, Plagiorchiida, Echinostomatidae.
AUGCCCACGGAUCACAAGCACGUUAUAGCACCACGAUUCAAUCUGGAUCAGGCUGAUAUGGCAAAAACAACAACUGGCCGAAAAGAAGAAAAGAAGUCGGUGAGCAGAUGGCCAGAAACUCCACAGGAACGGGCCGGAAUCAUGAUACACUAUCCGGGGAUUUCUGAAACAAAGGAACGGUAUCCUGCUCAUCCAGUCCCGGUCAGUGAAGUGUUGGACAAUCAUGGUGGGUUAUGCCAAUGCCAACCCGGUUAUCAGAUUAAUCCGCGUACGGAGAUUGUACUGCCUGGUUGGAGUAAACAACUCGAUACGGGUCCUCAGCCAGCAGAUAAGUCAGAAUAUGUGUCCAACUACCGAUGGCCAGAUGGGCGCUUGAUUCAGACAGCAUUGGGGAGUCAAUUCAAUUGGUCCAAUUAG